UGAAAAUAUGUCCCUGGUCUGUUUUUAUUUAAAAUGUCAAACUACAGUUACAGUCCACACGAUUUUCAACCAUCACUGAACAUGUGACCUUUUCAACAAGAAAGGACAAGCAAUAAUCACAGAUGGUUAUCAACACUUGAAAUAAAAAGGGGUGGAUUGUCACUCGAGCAACUAAUUCGUAAUGUACGUGUAGUUGGCGUCAAAUGCUGAAACAGUUUAUAUAUUACUUUAAUCGAAAGGAACUCCGUGAAAAUACACAGUAUCGUCAGUUAUGAACAUUCUAGCUAUAUGAAUGCAGAUCUACGUGUAGGUGACUUGAGUUUCAAGCUUUACAUACUUAACUGAACUACUUAUUUUUUAGUUUUCAUCUGCACGUUGCAUUUGAAAAACACUCGAUGAGGACAAACACGAAGAUGGCGAACUACACAAACAGCAGUAGUACAGAAACAGUUGGAGGUGCGUGACUCACACCGCCUUGUGUCAUCAAGACGGCGGGGGAAUUCACCGCUUGAGCCCAACCGCCGGAGAAGCUUAAGUAGACACAAGGGCAGGAGGAAAAAUUUCAGUAUGUCUCAGCGCGUUCCCUUAGCCAGUACCAAAAAAGCGCUGUCCGUGGAUAGCGGACUCAGAGGAGGCGGUAAACAACCCAAUCGGCGUGAUGUUGCGGAUCGGACACGUUCUGUAGACAGCACAAUAAAUAAAAAGGCGACUCUUGAUCCACUUUCAACCAAAUCGGCACGUACCACCACUGCACCGGUUGUUGUAUCGGCAGACGAGGAAGCCACCAUGCCAGUAGCAUCAGUUGGUUCAGCAGAUUCAUUAUCAGGAAUUUCGAACACUGCAUCCCACAACAACGGCAACGCCAGUGAUCACCAAAGUCAUGAAGAGGCAGACAGCAUCAUUGGCGACAUGACCGACUCCAGCAAGAUGAAGAUGAGGACCUCGCUGGCUUCCAUCCCCAGGGAUAGGCGGAGCAAGAUGUUGGACACCCACCCGGUAAUCAUGAAGGGGUGGGACGUAGUGGAUGGAGCGGGAGGCGGUGGCGGGUCAUCGGGAGGCGGAGGCACCACCAAGGCAGUCUUCAAGAUGAAAUACUAUGGCAAUGUGCAAUUGGACCGACGCAUUACCCAGCCCAUGCUUCCGUGGAUCAUAGCCAACAAGCGGCGCCAGGCAGGGAACGGACAAAACCUCAUCCUUCAAGUCUCCUCCAGGGGUGCGAUUGGCAUCUCGGAGAGCAAAGGAUCCAUUGUCUUUGAGCAUCUGCCCCAGAGCAUCACACGAUUCUCCAGGGGACACAACAAGAAGUGUUUUGCUUAUUUAUGGAGACCCGACAGUGAAUCAAGUUUCCACUGCUUUGUCUUUGAAACAUCAGAUCCAGAAGUUGUUCAUCAGAUUGCAAGCUCUGUGCGUGAUGCAUCAAAGGAGGCAGUGAAAUAUGACGUCUUCAGCAAAGAAGAAAAAGCUGGUGUGGAGGCAAUUGAGAACCUGCGAAUCAACAACGCCACGAUGUUUGAGGUCAUGUACUGCGGUCGCGUGACUGUCACCCACAAGCGUGCCCCGCCCACCCUCAUCGAUGACACCAUCGAGAAGUUUAACGUGCACGAAAUGGAGACGCGCAAGAAGAGACUGGGGACCCGCAAGCGCCACUUCUCCUUCGGGGAUCAGAACGGGACAUCACCGGUUGGCGAACCCCCUGAGGGUUCGACGGAGUCGGACAGGUUGAGCUCUGAGGAUACCACGUCUUCGGUCAGCUCAGAUUCCCUGGUGUCCUCCCCUCCUAAUGUCCUGGACACCGAUGGAGACACGGCCAGCAAUAGCAGCCGAGCCAGCCAGCAAGACACCCAGCUCUCCCCCGUAGCCAGGGACCGGGUGUCAUCAGCCGGGGCGGCCGUGCUGAAACACCACAACGUGGGGCACACCGACUCAACGUCGUCGACUGCUUCCAUCUCAUCAACCGCAGCAAACGGCGAGAGUGUGACGAGCGGCCACAAUCGAACGAUGCUGUUCCAGAUAGGCAAGUCCAUGUUGACACUGAUCAGCCCAGACAAAAAAUCGUUUAUGCUGACGAAGAAGUUUAACGAAAUAUCGUUCUGCUCCCAGGGCAUCAAACAGCCAGAGUUCUUUGGCUUCAUCUGCCGGGAGAAGACGUCCUCAUCUAGCUACAUGUGUUAUGUCUUCAAGUGCCAGUCUGAACCAGUUGUGGACAGCAUCAUGACCACACUCAGACAGUCCUUCAACGUGGCUUUACAGAAGAGCAAACUGCAUGUGAUAUGCGGAACGUGCCCCAUGCACCAACUGCACAAGCUCUGCCAGACUAUUGAAGGCCAACCCCCAGAGAAGGCGCACACUGUUUUGCUUAAGCAGCUGGAUACUCUGAGUGAUUCUGAACGCAUUGCCGUGAUAACCAAAACAAAGGAGGCCAAGGCAACCAGUGCUCAGGAAGCCAAUGAGAUUAUCAUGAGCCAGCUGAUAGCAAUCUGUGAGCAGCAGCAGAACUCCCACAUCCACAACAGCGACACAGAGGCUGGAGGGGAACCCCCCUCCUCGAGUCCCAUGCAGGAGCGAAAAUUGCCCAGCAAGGGCUCAUGUACGGAAACAGCGGAGGGCAAGGUCGGUGCAUUCAAGAAGGCCAAGAAAUCACUGGCCUCCUCCUUUGAGAAUCUGCUGUCCAGAAAGAAAAAAAAUUCCACGGAGGAGCCAGGAAGCUUUGCAAACUCGGGCUACAGGAGCAGACAAGGCACCAUGGACUCUGUCAAUAGUGAUUCGUCACUUAAAGAAUCACCCCGGGAUUCUCCUAUCCCCAUGGCUGGCACCAGCUCCACCCAGCCCAACCCACCCAUCCCCAUUGUCACCUCCUCGACCCCCAACGCCGCUGCCACCACGCCACCCUCCAAGCCCAUUGUGGUGGACAUCCCCACCCCGCCCCCGAGUGAGGACAAGCCCAGCCGGCCCAGCCCCAUCCUCUGCAAGCAGGACAGCCUGCCGGAGCCCAUGUUCUCGCCCACUGUCCGGCCCCGCAGCAAGACCCUGGGUGACACCCCCUCGCCCUCGCCCAAGACUCCGCCCCCAGACAGCCGCUUUCAGUACAUGAACACCAACAGCGUCGCCAACCAGGUGAACCAGAAGCCAACGCAGAUGCAGAAGAUGCCUCUUGGAAGAACCACCAGUGCAUUCUAUGAUGACAGGCCACGCACCCUGUCCCUGAGCCCAUUCAGCCCCCACCCAGCGGCAUCCAUGGGGCGCCGAAUGUCUUGGAGGCAACAGAUUUUCAACCGAGUGGUCACGCCCAUCGCAGAAUCCAAACUUGGCCAAGAAUUACCAGAAGAGGAUUCAGAAGAUGUCUUUGAAGGAGACGGCAUUCCGAAGAUCCGAGGUCUGGAAAGACAGGAAAGCCUGACCCGGCCUAAGCGGUUCGCCACGAAGGAACAGAUCCGGGAACUCUGGCGGAAAGCCAUCCGUGAGCAGAUCCUGCUGAUCCGCAUGGACAAGGAGAAUAGGAACCUGCAAGCACGCCAAGAUGCGGCCCAAGAGAAGCGCAUCAAGCUGGACUACGAGGAGAUCACGCCCUGCCUCAAGGAGGUGACAGUGACGUGGGAGAAGAUCCUGAGCAGGCCCAAUCGCAGCAGCAUCCGACUGAGCAAAGAGGAGGUCAACGACACCUUCAAGCAAGGCAUUCCCAAGACCAGGCGAGGGGAGAUCUGGCAGUUCAUCUGUGAGCAGCAGAAACUCAAUGGCCUGACCAACGGCAACGUCCCCCAGCACGAGCCCUACAAGGAACUGCUGAAGGAGCUCACCAUACACCAGCACGCUAUCCUCAUUGACUUGGGGCGGACUUUUCCCACUCAUCCCUACUUUGCCAACCCACUCGGCCGUGGCCAACUGUCGCUCUUCAACCUUCUCAAGGCCUACUCCUUGCUGGACACGGAUGUGGGCUACUGCCAAGGGCUCAGCUUUGUCGCAGGGGUCUUGCUGAUGCAUAUGGACGAAGAGCAGUCGUUUGAAAUGCUGGUGUUUCUGAUGUACUCUCUGGGCUUCCGUAGGCAAUACAAGCCGGACAUGAUAGCACUUCAGAUCCAGAUGUACCAGUUGUCUCGUCUCCUCCAUGAUUUCCAUAAGCGUCUCUACGACCAUCUUGAGCAGAACGAGAUCAGCCCGUCCCUCUAUGCUGCUCCCUGGUUUCUCACUCUGUUUGCCUCACAGUUUCCCCUGGGGUUUGUGGCCAAGGUUUUUGACCUGAUCUUCCUGCAAGGGUUUGAUGUGAUCUUCAAAGUGGCUCUGAUCGUCCUGGGCAGUCACGAGGAGCUGUUGCUGCACUGCGAUGGCUUUGAGGCCAUCAUAGAGUUCCUGAAGGACACGCUGCCGACACUGGGAAUCAUCCAGAUGGAGAACGUCAUCAAUAAGGCAUACCAACUAGACAUAUCCAAGGAGCUGCACGCCUACGAGGUGGAGUACCACAUGCUGCAGGAGGAGAUGGCGCCCUCGCCUGUCCACCAGCGCACUCAGCCCCCGACGACCGACAUCCAUAAGCUGGAGACGGCCAACCGCAACCUGCGGCGGCACAACAGUGAGCUGCUGGAGCAGCUGCAGUCGGCACACACCACCAUCCACAGCCAGGAGGCCACCAUACACAACCUGAGGAAAAAUGAGGAUAAGUUGAAGUCGGAGGUGCGGGCCCUGAACCUAGAGCGAUCUGCACUCCUGAACACCGUAGCCAAGCUGCGCAGUCUCCUGCCCAAGGAUGUGGUCCUGGAGGACGCGGGCAUCAACUUCACCCCCUCCUCCUCUGCCUCCUUCCUCUCGGGGAGCUCCUUUGACGACAAGGAUGCGGCCUCGCCCAUGGACCAGAAGGCAGACAGUGGGACGGGCAACCUUUCGGGCUCGCAGACCUGCUCACCGGACGAGACGGACACGGAGGUGGCCUCCAUCAACAGCACGCCAAAGGGGACAUGGGGACGUAACCACAGCAACGGGAGUUCCGGGAGCGAAAUCAGCACCAGUACCAGUAGCGACAUGGACGGGCCAAGUUACAACCAGUUGAGCUCAAACUGAUUUCCUUCAAAAUAAAUUCUGAAUUUUCGUUUUCAAAUGACAUUCUAAUAUGAACCAUGGCAGUGGAAGCUCAGGGAACAAGAUCAGAAGUAGCACUGGCAGCAAAAUGGAUCGAAUUUCAGUUACAACAUUGUGUUCAUGAUUCCCUUGGAGAAAAUUCCAUUUCUUUUUUCAGUAUUAAAUUUUGUGCAUCUUCCAAGCUAGUCUUAAUUAAAGGAGCAUUCAAAAUGCUAAAGUACAAGGGAAAUAAAAUAGCAAUGGCUUUCCUUUCAUUUGAAAUGCACAACUUGGAUGUUAAAUUACCAAUAUUUCUCUAUCUAGUUCGUAAAGAAAGAAUAACAGUCAUCUCAAAGAUAAAUUUCAGUGAGACCCACACAGUGCAACUGUAUGUUUUAUUAUGACAAAUAGGAACAUUAGUUAUUUUGGUGAGUGAGAUGUUACAUGAAGUUUGGUCAAUCUUUUCAACCACUGUGAAGGUUAAGUAAUGAUUUAGCAAUCAGUUAGUGGUAACCUGUGGAUGGACAAUCAGGUAGAUGAAAUCAAAUACAAAUGUAUUGUGUCGCAGCAUUCUACUGAAUAAUACGAUGAGAAUCCUAUCGGUGUUACUCAAAGUGUUUUUUAAGUUGAAUUACACCAAAAUGUGUCGUUAGAGACAUUUGUUCUCCAGAUAGCAGUAUGUUUUGAUCUGUUUUCCCAGUGUCAUUGACGAACAGUGGUUGCUCCAUGCAAUGCACAUCUGCCCUGUACACAAGUGCUGAGUCUCUAGGUACUAAUGGAAUAGAUGGGGCAUUGGCAGAUCCGGUGAAGGAGGUCAUGUCUCGCCCCCACCAGAGGCACCAGAUUUUUUGGGGGGGCGGGUCUAAAAACAGUGAGAGAGAAGACGGUUCCUUUCAACCAUUUCAUGCCCUUUUCUCCCCGGAAAUGUUUGUCCCCCAGCUCCAGCUGUUUUGCCGGUCUUAAACUGUAGUCAGGCUUGUGAGGUACCAUUUCUUCAGCGUCUUAACUUCUCUCCCCAAGGUUGUGGGAAAAAGCCCCCAGAAUUGAGCACCACCCUGCAAGCCAUAAUAAAGCUUAGAUAAAACCCCACAAAAUUUGGGCAUUCCCCCCAAAAAAGUCUAACUCACCUGGUAUUCAUUUGUUUUAGCGUCUCCAUGUACUCACAUGUGUUUAUUAGUAGUUUUAUUUAUUAUUAUUAUUAUUGAUUUUUGUUUUGAAGAUUACCAAGGUGGUAAUGUGAUACAGCAAAUGAGCUUCCAAAUAAGGUACUGGUAUAAACAUUAACAAGUUCAUUACUAAUUUGCUCAAAACAUUCUCUCAAAUUGUUAGAGUAGAUUUUAUUAGAUUGUAUUUAUUGAUUAAUUACAGUCCAGUAAUUUUUCACAGUGAUUUUUGUUCGUAAUUCUACUGCCAAAAGCAAGUUGUUUUAAAAAACACUGGAAACAAUAAUUUAAAGUGUUGAUGUAAAAAAAAUGAAUUGCACAUCAGUGUUUGUAUAAAUUGUAUCAAUUGUACAGUAACCAAAGUAAGUAUAAGUACAUAAUGGUAAAUAAGCAAAUAAGAGUUUAUCCCUUGCCAAUUUUUUUGUAUCAAGUGAAAUUUUUGGGCAAAUACACUGUGAAGAGUUGGAACAGAAACGGCAUAUGGAAUAUUCUACGAGCCGCCAUUAUGAUAUUAUUGUGAGAAGGUAUAAGUCAGCAUUACACGUAUCAAGUUACCAUGGCAUUUUUUCUGUAUACAUUUUUUCAAGAUCAGCUGGGCCAAUUUAAAGUUGAAUUUGUGUACAAAAUGAUUGUGUGAAUCUGGAAGAUGUGACUGUAAAAGGUCUUGAAAGUAGGUCAAAAGCGAUCAAGCAAAAUAUUCGAUACAUGGUGGGAUACCCUCCCCUCCCUCCAAAAAAUGUAGAAGAAAUGUUCAAAAAGUAAAAUUCAGUUUUCUUUUCAGAAAAGGGUUAUUCAUCUACAAAAUUGUUAAUCAGUUAAUUGCAUGCAGUAUUUAAUACCCAUUUCAUAAAAAUUCCUUGUUCUUAAAAUAUGUCAUUUAAAAGCCAUCAAAGAAAGGGAACUUACGUUUUUCUUGCAAUUAGCAGUACUUACAAGCAAAAAAUCAAAUUAAACCCAAAGAUUUGCAUGAAACAAUAAAUUACAUUUCGCAGAUAUCUGUAUGUUAUUGUUGAAGUGGAACUAUUUUAGAUAUGUUUGUCAUAGUGGUCUGAAGUGUAAGCUAACCCCAAUAGCCACCGUGCUUAUUUGGCGUGUUUGUUUAUGAAUGUCCAUGACAACGAAAAGAUGUGGACUGAAAUUUCACUCGUAGCUGUUCUCCGUUGAAGUGGAAAGAAGUUUUGUGUUGUGAAAAAUGUCAAAGCAGCUUAGCACACCAUAAACCAUUUUUCCUCGGGCUUUAUCCAGCGAAUAAAUGCAGCAGUCAACACCAUACAGUUGGCUAGAAAAUCCACAUUGAUCUAGAGGCCUUUGAGAUAAUGUGUACAUAAGGAGUAUUUAUUUUGAUAGCGAUUUCUUUACGUUUUACACUUUGAUUUGUGCUAAGUAAUCAUGGCUGGAUCCAUAUUGAUUUAACUUGAGAAUCGAGAUAUUUGAUGUGUAGAUUUGGACGUAAUAGCUUUAUUUUCUACUUAACCAAGGUUCCUGUAAUCUACAUUACAUGUUUUGUUUUAAAAGUGUUGCUUUUAAGUUGAUUGAACAUGAUUUCAGGAAUGUAUAUUUCAUUCAAAGCAGGAAAAGCACCCUUUUUAAAUGAAUUUUUUAUUACCUAAAUCUAAAGGAAACUCAUAACAUUUAGACCAAACUAAUGUAUUUGCAUAAUUGCAAACACAAAAAAAUACACUUUGAAAGGAAGUUUUGAAUCAUUCAAUUAGAUAUGCAGUCUUUGAAAUUCAGUUUCAAUACUUCUGAAUGUACACGUACCCCUUGGCCUGUGGGGGAGGGGGCGCUCAGGGGGAUGCCCCCCCCCUCAGAGAGCAGCUUUCCCCUCACUCCCCGUCAGCAAAACAAUGAGCAUCAAAAUUAUCUAUUGUUCAUGUGAUGUGCCCUCCCCUCCUGCGAUGGUACUUGGCCCCGUCCCCAAUACUUGAAGAUGGGCAUAGGACCAUUACCCCCCACCCACCCCCAAUAAUGAAAAUAACUUUUUAAACUGAAUUUGAAACGAAGACAAAAAAGAGUGCAUUGUGUGGUUAGUGUUUUGGGUUGAGAAAUUGGAUUGUUUUUAAUUUCUUUGCUGGGGAAAACCACACGGGAUUCUUUUGGUAACACCAUUAUAAUGUUUGGUUGUAGAUUGCAUUAGUGAAAUUUUUAUAAAGCCCAGUCAACAGGAUUGCACAAGAUCAGUAUACCUCAGAUUGGCGCUUAGUAAUAUUAUUAUUAAAGCCGUUACUUUCUGUUAUGGCCAUUAUAUAUUUAUUUUCUGUAUUAAACAGUUGAAAACGAAAGUCCUGCUUCAUUUGCCAAUAGUGUGAUGAAAGCAAAACGGAACUAAUUCUAGUUUGCAGGAGUAAGUGCUCAUUUGCACGAUGCUGCUCAAAUUGUGAUGGACUGUUGGAAAACGGAAAGCAAAGUGAGUUCCUUUUAUGGAAAAAUAAUGGUAUUUUAUGGCUAAAUGUAAGAAUGGACUUUUUCCUUUGAAAGAACUUAAGUAAGUUCUGAAGGAACUUGCCCUCAUGUGCAACCAGUGAAGAUGUUCCAUUUUAUUUGCAAUAACCAUUAUUUUGCAUUGUACUUGCAAUAAUCAUCAUAAGGUGUGUUCGAGUAGCUUCCAUUGGUUAACCUAGGUUCAACCUCUUCCCCACAGUUUUGCUUGUUUGACACGCAGAACACAGCCAUCCCAAGGUCAGGGUUGCCCCUUGGAAGCUACUUAUAAAUACAUCCCAUGUGUAUGCCACGUUGUCGUUACAUUGCCCACCUGAACGAAAUAAUGUGGCUAAACUUUGUUCAACACCGAGAUGGAAUGCUCUAAAAUGUUAUUGCUAGAAAGAAACUGAAAUAAAAUUACAAAUAACCAGAGUUGCAUACUAUUAUAAGUCAAAUCACAAGCCAACACUAAGUUAAAUCACAAGUCAACACUAAUUCAAAUCACAAGUCAACAGUUAGGCAAAUCACAAGUCAACAGUAAGGCAAAUCACAAGUCAACAGUUAGGCAAAUCACAAGUCAACACAAUGUCAAAUCACAAGUCAACACUAAUUCAAAUCACAAGUCAACAGUAAGGCAAAUUACAAGUCAAUUGUCAGUUGCAUGUCAGACCUUAGUUAAGCACAAGUCUGCCAUAAGUCUGUCCUGUCAGAUCACAAGUUAAUCACAAGCCCGUCACAAGUCAGUCAUAAAUUAUUCACAUGUCAAUAAUAAAUCAUUCAAAUGUCAAUUAAAAGUCUCAUGCAAGUUAGGUCAAAACACAGGUCAUCCAUAAAGUUUGACAAAUGUCAAUUGUGACAAAUCACAUGUCAAAUUGAAAGUUGCAUGCAUUGGCUCUGUAUGUAACUGUAAAUUGUUUACUUUGAUACUGGUUUGUCUGUGACAUUCUGGUGCCCGUUGACAAGGGAAGAAUGGACUAUGACUCGGCAAUUAACCUGGAUAAAAUGCAUCAUGCAUUCCAUCACUGUGUUCCUUUCACUGAAAAACACUCAGGUGACACCAACAGCAUCUAAAAAAUGUUCAUUUUUUUUUAAUUUGAUUUUUAGAUACAUUCCAGGGACGUUUGCACUGCUUUCAUCGUGCCAAAGUUUACAGUGGGCAUUCCAUGUAAAAUAAAACUAUAACAAAUCAAAUGCAUGUUUCAAAUCGAAAUAAAAGGAAAUGUAUAUGUUGAAACAAAUUAGAUUAAUAAAUUUGCCUGAUGCUGUA
This is a messenger RNA of Acanthaster planci (crown-of-thorns starfish), 9897 nucleotides long. It is a transcript of the gene tbc1d4, whose product is annotated as TBC1 domain family member 4. NCBI's taxonomy places the organism in Eukaryota, Metazoa, Echinodermata, Asteroidea, Valvatida, Acanthasteridae. The record is from RefSeq and is a predicted model, not a curated record.